UGGCUACCGCCGCCCCCCGCGCCGCCGGGCUAGGGCAAUGCGGGCGCCCCCGGCGCGUGGCCCCCGCGGGCACCAUGCGCCCCCUGCUCCGCCGCCUGCUGCUCGCCGCGCUCCUGCAGCUGGCCCCAGCCCAGGCCCCUGUCUCCCAGCCUGAUGCCCCUGGCCACCAGAAGAAAGUGGUGUCAUGGAUAGACGUGUAUGCGCGCGCCACCUGCCAGCCUCGGGAGGUGGUAGUGCCCCUGACUGUGGAGCUCAUGGGUACUGUGGCCAAACAACUGGUGCCCAGCUGUGUGACUGUGCAGCGCUGCGGUGGCUGCUGCCCUGACGAUGGCCUGGAGUGCGUGCCCACUGGGCAGCACCAAGUCCGAAUGCAGAUCCUCAUGAUCCGGUACCCAAGCAGUCAGCUGGGGGAGAUGUCCCUGGAAGAACACAGCCAAUGUGAAUGCAGACCCAAAAAAAAAGAGAGUGCUGUGAAGCCAGACAGGGCUGCCACUCCCCACCACCGUCCCCAGCCCCGCUCUCUUCCGGGCUGGGAUUCUGCCCCUGGAGCGCCCUCCCCAGCUGACAUCACCCAUCCCACUCCAGCCCCAGGACCCUCUGCCCACGCUGCACCCAGCGCCGCCAGCGCCCUGACCCCGGGACCUGCCGCUGCCGCUGCCGCUGCCGACGCCGCAGCUUCCUCCGUUGCCAAGGGCGGGGCUUAGAGCUCAACCCACACACCUGCAGGUGCCGGAAGCUGCGAAGGUGACAUGUUACCUUUCAGAUUCAGUGGGCCACUUGCCUCACAGGUCACCCACAGUGGGAGAAGAGAAGAGCCUGGGAGAAUAGCCCAACCCCAAGGCCUGGAGCCUGCUCCCGGGCCUGGGUCUCUCAGAGAGCUCUCCUGCCAUCAUUUGCCUCCCGAGGCUGCCGUCUAACAAAGUCGAUGAGGAGACUUGGCAGCAGCAAGAGGGGUCACAUGCCAGCUUAGGGGGAAUGGGGUGUCGUCUGGGUUUCUAACUAACUUGUGCAACUGAGCAUCUUACACCUUGCUCCUGCCUCCCCUGAGAAGACCCCAACCUCCGCAAAUAAUGGGCUUUGGUACAAAAACUGUGACUCCCCAACCCUGAUAAAAGAGAUGGAAGGAG
Messenger RNA from Sciurus carolinensis (gray squirrel), 1127 nucleotides. RefSeq names its product vascular endothelial growth factor B (gene Vegfb). The coding region runs from base 75 to 704 and encodes 209 amino acids. NCBI's taxonomy places the organism in Eukaryota, Metazoa, Chordata, Mammalia, Rodentia, Sciuridae. Gene Ontology annotation, cellular component: membrane. Gene Ontology annotation, biological process: positive regulation of angiogenesis; response to hypoxia; induction of positive chemotaxis. The transcript is spliced from 7 exons. Gene Ontology annotation, molecular function: heparin binding; chemoattractant activity; growth factor activity. The record is from RefSeq and is a predicted model, not a curated record.